AUGGAUACCAGCGAGAGCGAGUACGAACAGCUCUCAUUGCCUUCAGGCAUGAGGAAGCGAAAGCGCACGGCGGGCCGUGAUUCCUCGCAGGCGAGGAAGAAGCGCAAACCGGCCCUCGAUGACCUCCGCAAGCUUCUGGUGACCUACCACGGCUUGCAGCAGAUGCGACGGGAGGUGGACGAGAAGAUCGCUGCGUGCGAGCAGCAAAUUGCCAAGCACAAGUUCGGCAGCAUCUCGGGGAAGUCUCGUCGCCGCCGCCGUGGCCGUCAGUCUGCCUUCCGGCGCGUGGGGUCCCCUUUACGGGAGGUCGUCAAUGUGGGAGAAGAUCCACCCACGUUCUGGGUGCUUGUGGGAGAAUGGGUGCGGAGCUGGUGGUGA
Penicillium concentricum is the source of this 378-nucleotide messenger RNA. RefSeq lists its product as uncharacterized. The record is from RefSeq and is a predicted model, not a curated record. NCBI's taxonomy places the organism in Eukaryota, Fungi, Ascomycota, Eurotiomycetes, Eurotiales, Aspergillaceae. The transcript is spliced from 3 exons. The coding region runs from base 1 to 378 and encodes 125 amino acids.